This is a messenger RNA of Plutella xylostella (diamondback moth), 4161 nucleotides long. The record is from RefSeq and is a predicted model, not a curated record. NCBI's taxonomy places the organism in Eukaryota, Metazoa, Arthropoda, Insecta, Lepidoptera, Plutellidae.
UGAAUGUCAGAAAAAAAAUACCGCCACCAUAUUGAAAUUUAGUUUAUCGAUGAAUGAUGAUGUACAAGUUGUUUUGUUAGUAAUUUUAGUGUAGAAAUUUUAAUGUAUCGAAUUAAAAAUGUCGGUCGGAAAUACUGGAAUGCAACAACUGAUUCCUAUCGUAAACAAACUUCAAGAUGCCUUCGUACAGAUGGGCGUGCACAUGUCCCUAGAUCUCCCUCAAAUAGCAGUUGUGGGUGGUCAAUCCGCUGGAAAAAGUUCAGUGCUAGAGAAUUUUGUCGGCAGAGAUUUCCUACCCAGAGGGUCUGGUAUAGUCACCAGGCGACCAUUGAUUUUGCAGCUGAUAAAUGCAAAUGCAGAAUAUGCGGAGUUCCUCCACUGCAAGGGCAAGAAGUUUGUGGACUUCAAUGAGGUCCGUGCGGAGAUCGAAGGCGAGACGGACCGCAUGACGGGCUCCAACAAGGGCAUCUCGCCCGUGCCCAUCAACCUGCGUGUCUACUCGCCUAAUGUGCUGAACCUGACGCUGAUCGACUUGCCGGGUCUGACGAAGGUGCCCAUCGGCGACCAGCCGGUGGACAUCGAGGCGCAGAUCCGCGGCAUGAUCAUGCAGUUCAUCAAGCGGGAGUCCUGCCUCAUCCUCGCAGUCACACCAGCAAACACCGAUCUCGCCAACAGCGACGCCUUGAAGCUUGCCAAAGAAGUCGACCCCCAAGGUCUCCGCACGAUCGGCGUGAUCACCAAGCUGGACCUGAUGGACGAGGGCACGGACGCGCGCGACGUGCUCGAGAACAAGCUGCUGCCGCUGCGGCGCGGCUACAUCGGCGUGGUGAACCGCAGCCAGAAGGACAUCGAGGGCCGCAAGGACAUCAGCGCCGCGCUCGCCGCGGAGAGGAAGUUCUUCCUCAGCCACCCGUCCUACCGCCACAUCGCGGACCGGCUCGGGACGCCGUACUUACAGCGAGUCCUCAACGCUCAGCUCACCAACCACAUCCGGGACACGCUGCCCGGCCUCCGGGACAAACUGCAGAAGCAACUGCUGACCCUGGAGAAGGAUGUCGACCAGUACAAGCAUUUUAGGCCUGAUGACCCGUCGAUCAAGACUAAGGCUAUGCUGCAAAUGAUCCAGCAGCUGCAGACAGACUUCGAGCGCACGAUCGAGGGUUCCGGCUCGGCUCAGAUCAACACCAACGAGCUGUCCGGAGGAGCCAAGAUCAACCGCCUGUUUCACGAGCGGUUCCCCUUCGAGAUUGUGAAAAUGGAGUUCGAUGAGAAGGAGCUGAGACGGGAGAUCGCGUUCGCUAUCCGCAAUAUUCACGGUAUCAGGGUGGGUCUGUUCACCCCAGACAUGGCGUUCGAGGCCAUCGUGAAGAAGCAGAUCGCGCGGCUAAAGGAGCCGAGCCUCAAGUGCGUGGACCUGGUGGUGCAGGAGCUGUCCAACGUCGUGCGCUUCUGUACCGAGCGGAUGAACCGCUACCCGCGCCUCCGCGAGGAGACAGAGCGCAUCAUCAUGUCGCACGUGCGGUCGCGCGAGCAGCAGUGCAAGGAGCAACUCGUGCUGCUCAUCGACUGCGAGCUCGCCUACAUGAACACCAACCACGAGGACUUUAUUGGAUUCGCCAAUGCUACGGCGGCACUGGACGUGGGCCAGAGGAGACUGCAAAACAAGAACAAUGCGCAGAAUCAGUCUGAGAACUCGGCCAAGUCGGGGCACCGUGCUCUCGGCAACCAGGUCAUCAGGAAAGGAUACAUGUGCAUACACAACCUCGGCAUCAUGAAAGGAGGAUCCCGCGACUACUGGUUCGUGCUCACCUCCGAGAGUAUCUCCUGGUUCAAGGACGAAGAGGAGAGGGAGAAGAAGUACAUGCUGCCCCUGGAUGGAUUGAAGCUACGGGACCUCGAGCAGGGGUUCAUGUCGCGCAGACACAUGUUUGCGCUGUUCAACCCUGAUGGAAGGAAUGUGUACAAGGACUACAAACAGCUUGAGCUGUCGUGCGAAAACCAAGACGACGUGGACUCAUGGAAGGCGUCGUUCCUGCGCGCCGGGGUCUACCCGGAGAAGACCUCGGAGGCAGCCAAUGGCGACGAGGGCGAAGGAAACCAGUCGAACGACAGCGCCGGCACCAGCAGCAUGGACCCGCAGCUCGAGCGCCAGGUGGAGACCAUCCGCAACCUCGUCGACUCGUACAUGCGCAUCGUCACCAAGACCACGAGGGACCUGGUGCCGAAGACCAUCAUGAUGCUGAUCAUUAAUAACGCCAAAGAUUUCAUAAAUGGAGAGCUGUUGGCGCAUCUGUACGCUUCUGGGGAUCAGUCGCAAAUGAUGGAAGAGUCCCCGGAAGAAGCCCUGAAACGCGAGGAGAUGCUGCGCAUGUACCACGCGUGCAAGGAGGCGCUGCACAUCAUCGGCGACGUGUCCAUGGCCACGGUGACCACGCCCGUGCCGCCGCCCGUCAAGAACGACUGGCUGGAAGGCCGCCUCGACACCAACCCGCGCCUGUCGCCGCCCUCGCCCGGCGGCCCGCGUCGCGCCGCGCCCACGCAGCAAGGAUCCCUCGGCCAACGGGGCGCCCCGCCGCCGCCAGGCGGAGCGGGCACGGGCCGGCCGGCGCCGCCGCUGCCGUCGCGGCCGGGAGGCGCCGCGCCCCCGCCGCCCGGCGGCCGCCCCCAGCCCGGGCAGGGCUUGCCGGCCCCGCUUAUACCCUCGCGUCCGGGGCCGGGUGGCGCGGCCAUGGCGGCCGGCGCUAUGAACCAGCUGCCGCCGCACAUGAAGCAGCAGAUCAACCAGGCGGUGGGCCAGGCCGUCACCAACGCCGCCAUCAACGAACUCAGCUCCGCCUUCGCACGGUUCAAGUAAACCCACACGACCAGCGCACGACAUACCUCCGUCCGGUGCCGAAUGUCCCUCCGAAGCUUCCCGAGCGACCACAGAACGGGCGGCCAUAUUGAAUCCACCGCCGCCAUCUUGAAUUAAAAUAAUUAUCUGUAAAUACGAAGCAAAUUCAAGUGUACAUUGCUUUAAAUUAUGUUUAUGCUUAGCAUAUUAGUUCGUCAUAGACUUUGAGUCAGUUGAAAACUAAAUACAAUAAUAGCUAGACGAUACGGUUUCAGUAUUCUGGAUUAUGUUGCAUUAUCAUUAUCACAAUCACACGAUUGGCAGGAUGCCUUCAUUGUAGUGCAUGUCGAUAAGAAAUUUAUUUAAAAUGUACCUAAUUGAUAAAUUAUUGUAUAACAUUAAUUUAAGUAGACACACUUGUAACCAAUAAAUUGGUGUAACUACAUUGAACACUAUAAUGAAUGCUACCACACAAAGAGUAACACAAUACAUUAUAAUGUAUAUUGAUAAAUUUAACAAAUGAACGUGUUAUUCCUAGUAUAUCAAGCGAUAUCUUAUUGAAUGUAUUUUGCAUGGUUCCUAAAGAACCUUUAAACAUUAAACAAUGGUUUUACUCAUUUCCAGUCAUUCAGUAGUCAAAUGGACUGAUAUUACAUAAAAGUAUUUUAGAUUACCUUGUGAUAGAUUGGAGGCACCUAUUCAAAGAGCCGUGGACAUGAGAUUGUUAAGAGAAAUGUAAACAUUAUAGUUGUUAGUAAGCGAUGGUGUAAUGUAAUGUGGCAUUUAGUAGUAAAUCUGGCUGGUGAACAACUGCGUAAUCUUUAUGUAUAUUGUCAGUCUAAAGGAUUCAUUUCAUGGCCAGAUACUUCAGAUAAAUAAUUAUAGUCUUAAUUAACAGACCGGUAGGUAAAUAUUUGUCGGAUAAUAUUAUUUAGAUCAAUUUAAUAAAAUACUAUUUAUGAAAUAAUUCAGUUACGAUAAUCUAGCUCUACGAUACAAAGUUCUACAUCAUUAUGUUAACUUAUAAGAUGGAAACUAAGAUGAUUCUUACACCCAUAAAACUAUUGUGACUACAAAAUAGAUCAAGUUUUAUGUCACAUCAUAUACUUUCCUAUUCAAAUUCAAAUUAUUUUUAAUUAAAUUGGUAUCAUACGGUUUUUUAACUGUAUUUGUAUUUAUUUCUUACAUUCCCUUAGCGAUAGUUGUUCACUUGCCAGUAUUUUUAUGUGUAUAUAGGCAUAGGUAUAUAACGAAAAUUGUAAUAUGACUGUUUAUACUUAUGUGUACUGUUGUAUGCAAAUAAUCUUAAUAAAUGUGUAAAUAUUUAA